CUCCUUCCAUGCAGCACGAGCGUGGCGUGAUCGGGUGAGGUAGCAAAGUGAGGGUGCUGUCUUAAUGUAUACUAAUCAGUCGAAUUUAGUGUUUCGUACUGUCCUAUGUUCGCAGACAAUUCUUUCCAAUGAGGCGCAGUAUCACGAAAAACUUAGCAAGGCCUAUUUAUAGUGUUUGUAAGACGUAAUAGGCGCUCUAAAAAUAAGCAGAGCGGUUUAGUAUUGCGUAGGAGCGCGAGCCCGUGUGCGCAAGCAGGACUCCGCUUUUACACGCGCCUCGUCUCGCUGCGCGUGUCGUUGACCCACUGCGUUACAUUCGGCAUGUAGACACGCCACGGACGGAGCAGCCGGUCGAGCAGGAUAAUCCGGUAGCUCUGAACCACUGACCCGUGUGUGACGACACAUAAUGCAAGGCUUAAUGCAUAAACAUCUCUGGCAGUUGAGGUGUUUUGCUCGUCUCCUUCUGGCAGUACAGUGGAGGUACUGCUCACAGAAGCAGCUACCCAUCUUAACCCUCUUCACCAAGAAUCCUUGCCCUUUGUGCGAUGAAGCAAAACAAGAGCUUGAACCGUACAAACACAGGUUUCUGUUGCAGGAAGUAGAUAUCUUGCUGCCAGAAAACAAGGUCUGGUACGAGAGAUACAAGUAUGACAUACCUGUGUUCCAUUUGAAUGGACAGUUUCUCAUGAUGCACCGGGUCAACACCACAGUUCUGGAGAAAAGGCUGGGAAGAAUGGAGCACAAAGAAAGUACAUUAAGAGCACAUGACACUCACCAUGUAGAGUGAACUGUGUGGCCUCACACACGUAAAUAGGAUUUUUAAGAAAUGUCAACAAAAAAUGAAAUUGCUGUAGAUGAGUGUAAUUACUGAACACAGAUAUGAAGGGUGUCCAUAAUGGGAUGCUAUUCUUAUGUUAUUGCUCACUCUGUACUCUUGAACGAACUGUAUUGUUUUCUGUUCAUCCUAACAUUGUAUUUUGUUACGGACAUCU
Molecule: messenger RNA, 992 nt
Organism: Scleropages formosus (Asian bonytongue)
Lineage: Eukaryota; Metazoa; Chordata; Actinopteri; Osteoglossiformes; Osteoglossidae
Gene: c6h5orf63
Product: chromosome 6 C5orf63 homolog
Exons: 4
Coding region: 407-787 (126 amino acids)
Source: RefSeq, a predicted model, not a curated record